AUGGUGGUCUCCCUUUCCAGUUUUAUGAAUGUAGUCUCAGUAAAACUGGAUCGUACUAACUUCCUACUUUGGAUCUCUCAAACUACACCAGCUCUCAAAGGGCAUCGUUUAUAUGGCUAUGUGGAUGGAUCUUUUCCUUGUCUUCCACUCUUCUUGGAAGAUGGCAAUAGCCAAGGAUCCAACCGCAACAACCCAGAUCAUGCAGCAUGGAUCGAAGAAGACCAGUUGAUCAUAAGCUGGUUAUUAUCUUCAUUAAUAGAACCAAUUCUGGCUCAAGUAGUUGGCUUUAAGACAUCCAAAGAGGUAUGGGAUCGACUUCAUGUUCUCUUUUCUUCUACUAGUAAAACUCGAAUCGAUGAUUUGAAAUUAGAAUUAGCCUAUCUGAAGAAGGGUACUCUCACUGUCACUGAUUAUGUUCAGAAAAUUAAAAGUUUAUCUGAUGCUUUAGCUACUUCUAGACACUUUCUCAUUGAUGUAGAUCAAAUUCAUUAUCUUCUUGGUGGUUUACCUACUGAAUAUGAUACCUUUGUGCUCUCUAUGACUACUAGACUAGAUAGUCUUUCUUUUUCUGAAAUUCAAAGUCUAUUACUUACCUUUGAAAAGCGCUUAAAGUGUCACUCUUCACAAUUUGUGUUGGAUUCUCCUUCUGCUAAUUUGGCCAAUGAGAAGAAAACCUUCAAUCACAAUCAGUCCUCUUCUUAUAAGCCUCGACAAUUUAAUAACGAUGGUGGUUCUGACAACUCCAAGAAAACUUCCUAUAAUAACAAUAAUCGCAGCAGAUCCAAUUCCAAGAAUGCUACUGUGGUUUGCCAACUUUGUGAGUAUCUUGGCCAUACAGCAGCUACUUGCCGCCGUUAUCUAGAACUCAUUGCCAAUAAGCCUACCAAGUAA
Molecule: messenger RNA, 891 nt
Organism: Nelumbo nucifera (sacred lotus)
Lineage: Eukaryota; Viridiplantae; Streptophyta; Magnoliopsida; Proteales; Nelumbonaceae
Source: RefSeq, a predicted model, not a curated record